This is a messenger RNA of Prorocentrum cordatum, 1362 nucleotides long. The record is from the annotation of a GenBank genome assembly. NCBI's taxonomy places the organism in Eukaryota, Dinophyceae, Prorocentrales, Prorocentraceae.
AUGAACCCCGAGGAGAAGGUUGUCGCCCUCUACGGCAUGAAAUUGCGAUUGGAGACUGCGGAUGCGCAGAACGCAUUGGCCUGGGCCACUGCAAACCCGGGCCAGUCCGGUCACCACCACCCCAUCCCGUCCCUGGGCUCGCCGCGCUCCGUGACCGCCCCGGCCACGGAGCCGGCCGCGUGCCCCCGGAGUGUCCAGGCCACCAAGCAGACGGCAGUGGUGAUCACUGCCACUUAUAGCGUCCAGUUCAAUAAUUACGACGACAAGUGCAGCUACAAGACCACCAAGUACCAAGACCUCGACGCCUCUUUGGAGCCCGCGGCGCGGCGGAGCGCCCCCGACGAGCCCCGCCGCCGCGCCGGGCGGCGGCGCCGCAUCGGCAACUCGGCGCCGCCGCCUCCCCUCGCGAGAGAGCUGUACAACGGGGCGGCCCUGCACCCGCUGACCACAGGCGGUGCGUCGAGGCGGGCGCGCGGGGCGCGAGACGGGCGCCCUCUACGGCGGCGCGGGCCUCCUCGCGAAGCGCGCUGCCUUCGGCAGGGGCGCAAUGACGGGGCUGGCACGCGCAGUCGAUCGAGGGAUCGUGCAGCAUCCAAGCGGGCAUGGCAGCGCGGGGCUGCACGAGAAGCGAGGCGCGCGAACCUGCACCGCGUGCGCACCGAUCUUUGGACUGGCCAAAAUCGUUGUGCGUGGGGAUGGUCGGCGGCCGCUCAGAUGCUGCCUGCGCCCCGCUACUCGCACCCCAUCUGCUCGUUCUGGCAGCACCACACCUGGCACCUUCUUGUCGGCCGACCAUCCAGCUCGCCAGUUGGAGUACCCCGCCUGGCAGUCGAAGGGCUUCGACGUCGUCUCCGCACAGCCCACUCCCUUGUUGGGGCAGCACCACCGGCCUUCUUGUCGUCCGACCACCCAGCCUUCCAAUUGCCAAACCCAGCGGCACAAUCGUACGGCUCGGACGUCGAGGCGGCCGGGCCGGGCACCAACACCUUCGGGGGGCGCACGACGUCGUGCAACCCAUCUGCUUGUUCUCGCAACACCACACUUUCUUCGGUACGGACCAGCCCGCCUCCCAAUUCGAGUAGCCCGCGGCGCAGUCAUACGGUUCCGAAACCGGCUGGGGUGGGGGUGGAGGCGGCGGAGGCGGCGCCACGGGCGCCGGAGGUGGCGGGGGAGGCGCCACCGGCGUACGGGGUGGCGGGGGCGGCGGCGGCGGUGGGGGCGGCGGGGGCGGCGGUGGGGGCGGCGGCGGGGGCGGCGGCGGCGUCGUGGGGCAGCCCCUCCCAGCUUGCAAGCAGCAUGAUAACCUUCUUCGGGACAUCCCAUGACUGCGGGUCGCCCUCAGCGCAGUCGACCUUCUUCUGA